GUUUUGUGUACAAAGCAGUGUAGCCAGAUUUGGCAUAAUUUAGUGUAUCGACGGCGACAUUACUAACGACGAACUUCUUUAGCAUAUAACGGAGGCUUGGGGAAAGCAUAUAGGCACAUUAUACAUAAGCAAAUUCCAUAAUGAAAGAAAGAUGUACACGGAAAUACAUGUUUUAAGACACCCUGAUCAUGCUUUAACUAUUGAAAAGAAAGAAAUUGUUUGUAUUAUUCCUAUGAAUGAGCAUAUGUAUACAUAUGUAUGUUAUUAGUACGAUUGAGUAUAAAUAACUAAUUAAAUUUAUUAUUAUACCAUAUUCGUGGUAUUAUAGCGGAAGUUGUGCGAAGUGCUGACCUAACAUAACAUGUGCCUCGUGCGGUAGGAUAUGUCGGCUUCCUCCACCACUCGAUUAUGCCAAAUCUAGCCACAGUGGUACAAAGUUUUCUUUCUCGAUGGAUGAAUUAGGAGUAUAUUGGGUAAAAAACGCGUUUACUAUUACCCUAAACUAUUUUACUUGAAAUAAAUUCAAAUCUGGUUAAUAUAAUUUGAUUCUUGGUUAAGAAGACAUAACCUAAUAAUAAUUCGAUCGAAUACAAUUUAAGUAUAGCAGUAAUGAUAGUAAUUAGGUCUUUUACCCUACAUGUGCUAUCUGUAUACGAUUUAUAAAAUGGGUAAGGUAUACAAUAUGAAUGAAUAGUUUUUGAAACUGUUCCGUGCAAGUGUGUGCACCAUGUCGACCGAACUGGAUAAGUCACAAGUUGGCAUUUCCUUAUCCAGGAUCCAUAAUGAAAACGAUACAAAAGAAGAUUCAACACCUUAUUGCGAUAGUUUGACAAACGAGACAAAAUUGCAUGACAUUUGUAAAUGGGACGAACUUGAUAAUGUAGUAAUAGAAUAUCACGAUCUGGAAAGAAUUAUGUAUAUAAAUUACAGAGAACUAUUUGCCGCAAAAGCUAUGCUUUCCGAUCUUUUAAAAUGCAUAGAAGGUUUUGAAUUUAUUGGUAUAAAUUUUGAUGUUCCUCGAUAUUGUGUUGUUUCUUUGAUGCUUGGGAUUUUAGUUAGUAAACACAGCUUUGUGAAUAUACCGUUAGACGAAACAGAAUAUACAAAUUUGAAAAAUUCUUUGCACAUACGUUAUUUGUUUUCCAAACAAAUAAUAGUCGAAGGAGAUAUUGUAAAACAAUUCACGAUACAUAGCGAAUGUAUUUAUUUGAUGAAGCUGAAAUAUGUUGAAAAACGAUUUACACAAAGCAUAGAGUCAAAUUAUUAUGCUUACGCUAUCACUACCUCUGGCUCAACUGGAUCAGUAAAAAUUGUUAGAGCGACUCAUGCUUCUAUAGUACCUAAUAUCCUCGAUUUACGCACAAUUUUGGCUAUAAAGAAAUCUGAUAAAAUUGCUCAGUUAACAAGCUUUACAUUUGAUCCUAGUAUUGUUGAAAUUUUUCUUGCUCUCUCAAGCGCAGGGUCCUUAUUUAUGGCUUCAAAGCCAUUGAGAAAUAAUACAACUAGAUUUUUAGAAGUAGCUUAUUCUAGUAAAAUUACUGUAUUACAGAUGACUCCGUCAAGUUUUUUGUAUUGUUGGACGGUCGAACAUUUAAAAGUCACUAUUCUAAAUAAUGACACUUCACUCAGAGUUCUUCUUUUGGGCGGAGAACCCUUUCCUAAAGUAGAAUUACUUCUUGAAGCCAAACAUCCACGUAAUAAUACAAAGAUCUAUAAUAUUUAUGGUAUUACCGAGGUGUCAUGCUGGGCUAGUAUUAACGAAAUUGUAACAACAAAUCCACAGUUUAACACCCAUUACUUGGGACAACUGUUAUCGCAAACCAUAUUUCAAGUUAGGAACGAAAAGGGAGAAAUAGUGACAAAUGGUACAGGCUGCCUUUAUAUAGGGAGUAAUAAUAGAAUUUGCGCAAUAGAUCAUGAAAAUAUUGAAGAUUUAAAGGUACCAGUAUAUCGCGAUACCGGUGAUAUAGUUUAUAUCGAUGAAAGAAGUAGGAUAUUUUAUAAAGGAAGAAAUAAUAGUAUUAUAAAAAGAUUUGGAAAUAAGGUGGAUUUAACAAAACUCGAGGAAUGUGUUUUACAAGUAAAUUUUGUUAAAAAUUGUUAUAUAUUAUGGGACGAGAGUUGUCACAAAUUACAUUUGUGUUUAGCUACUAAGAAAAAAGUAGAACAGUAUCCCAGCAUUAAUAUCGAUAUGAUGAAACACUUGCAAAGAUUACAACCUUUGUAUAGACCAGAUAAUAUUCAUAUUUUGGAACAUUUUGAGUAUACGUCUAGUGGAAAAAUAUCUACAGAAUUUUUGAGAAAACAUAUACAAGAACAGACAGUAAAUAGAACCAUAGGCAAUAUUGAAUUACAGAAAUGUGAAGGUAUAUUUCAGUCUCUCUGGAAAAAUAGUCUAAAAUGCGAAAUUAAUGGAUUUUUGCAAUCGGGCGGCACGUCGAUAAUAGCGCUUCAAAUGUCGAGUACUCUGUCCAACGAAGUCAAUAUUGAAUUCCCUGAAUUAAUUGGUAUGCUUUUAAAUGAUGCUACUGCUAAUGAUUGUCUCGAUUACAUAAAAAGUAUAAUACUCGAUAGUCUUAAAGACAAAACAAGCAACCGUUCAGAGUAUCAUUCCGACGACAAUCAAACGGUAUCUUUAAUCAAUGUUGCUACAGAGGACAUAAUAUUACCAAAAUAUAAUAAUGCAGAAACACAAGAUUCUAAUCCCAUUAAUAUGGGAAUUGAAAUAUGUACGUAUCAGUGGCAUAAAUGCAAGGGACAAGUAUACAGUAGUGAAGUAAUUGUAAAAGAAAAGCCUACGUUACAAUAUAAUACAAUUUCAAAGAUCGAUGUAUUAAAAACGUAUAAUUUACGAAAAUGCGUAGAUGCAUCGCCAACUCUGUUUCAUUAUUCAGAUGGAAAAACGUAUGCAACAGUUGGUUCGCAUUCUGGUCUUAUUUCCACAUUCCAAUUAGGAAAUGAAAAUUGCAUUUCUGCAUUCACAGUAAAGCUACCAGACAGAAUUGAAGCUUCGGUGUUAAUUCUAGACGAUUUUCGGGGUGUAGUGGGUAUGUUUUUUAACGCACGAAAGAUUUAUUUAGAUUACUCAAUUGUCUAUUUCGCAGGGUGUUACGAUGGCAAUGUGUAUUGCCUUUGUUUAAAAACGGGAAUAGUUAUUUGGAAAUAUCAGACGGGUGGUGUUGUAAAAUGUUCUGCGAUUCUUUGCAAAGAACGAAAAACAAUAUUCGUUGGUUCCUAUAACUGUUACAUAUAUUGCCUCUCUGCAAAGGACGGAUCUGAAAUUUGGAAAGUUAAAAGUAGUACGGGAAGUGUCAGUGCUUCCGGUUCUUUACACUCCCUAUCGAAUACCGUCCUGUUUGGAACUUUAGACGGGUCUUGUUUAGCGUUGGAACAGUUGUCAGGAAAAGUUCUUUGGAAACAUAAACUGUCGGAUCCGAUUUUUGUUGCACCCGUAACGUUAAGUACCGGGCUGGUAUUGUUUUGUUCUGUAACAGGAACAUUGUCAUGUUUCGAUAUCGAAGUUAACGUCGAGAUGUGGAAGUACAAAAUUAAUGGCAACGUGUUCUCGUAUAUUGUGAAACAGUUCGACGAACUUACGGGGCGUGAAAAUAUUAUUCUUUCCAGUCAGAAUAAGAAAGUGUAUUAUCUGCAAUCUUUAGAUUCAAAUUUUAGGACCGAGCCUACAUUAAAAUUCGUAUUAGAUCUCCAUUCGGCAAUUUUUGCCACACCCUGGUGCCAAGAUAAUAUUUUGUUUAUAACGUGUACAGAUGGUACCCUAUACAUUUAUAACUUUACAACAAAUACGCUGACAAAGGUUGGAAAGCUUCCUAAUGAAGUUUUUUCAUCGCCUGUCGUUAACAAUGAUAUCGCGGUCGUUGGAUGCCGGGAUAAUAAUGUAUAUGUCUUGAAACUGACUGAUACGUAAAGAUACUAUUUAUUUUUUAUUCGAUGUACGGCUAUUCUAUUGGUAUAUAGUUAGAGUAGAUAGGAAUACAAAGUAAUGAAAUUAAUACAAUAUCGUUUGUUUAUUUUUUUUACGACUGUCACAUUACAGUUACGUGAAUAACACUUUAGAUAAAGUAACGGCGGAAUAUGUGUCCGCCAUUUCAAUGAAUUUUGCAUGUGAUACAAAUUCGCGGGUGUGCUUACGAUUUUUAAGCAAGAAUACAAGCAAACUAAAAAUUCUGAGAUUUAGCCAAUCAUUCGUUAACAAAACAUUCACGCAUAAAUAAAUGCAGACGUGUAGCAGUUUCCGAAACAAUGCAUAUCCGUGCAUAGUUGUCUUUUCGAUUUGUUGAUACGCCCCCCCCCUCCCCUCCCCCCCUUAAUUGAUAAUGAUUGUGUCAUAAAUAUUGGGCAAGGAAAUAUUCUGGUUCUCAAGCUCACAUAAAAUAACGUUUCAAUGAUUUCAUCAUUUGUAUACUCUCAUUCUUAUAUAUUUGAGAAUGAUAAAGAAUAUACAUAUAUCUAUUUAAUUUAUAAUUAAAUGCUUGGCCGCUUUUUGAACCUUCUUUUUCCCUAAUAGUUUGACACCGAUCCCCUCCUGUAAUCAUUUCCGUCACAGGCAAUUUCUUCUUUGCGAGCGCUUUAACUCGUGCACUUCCUCUCAAUAUACAUAUUUGAAAUUUUAAAUAAUAUCAGAACUAUAUGUGCAGAAGUAUGACGUACUUUCUAAUACUAGAUCGCGACAUGCUAUUUAGAUACAUGCGUAUAGACUUCAUUUUUUUUAAAUUAUCUCUAUAUUCUUGUACCUUGUGUUGUAACACAUUUUAACUGUUUGCAAAUAGCAAUAAAACUAUAGGUUUCUUUAACAUUCACAAUCUCGAUAAACGGUAUUCUUAUUCAUUCGGUUGAUAGUUAAAAUAUAAUACAUUCACAAAGUCGUAAUAAUUGGCGCUGACAUGUUUACCCUAAAAAACACACUUGUGACUUGUCUAUAUGCAUAGAUAUACCUCGAAACGUGUUGUAAAUUUUCUUCUUUUUUUUUCUCUCUUUUUUUUUUUUCUUUUCGUAUCCGUUUAAAAUGUAUCGAAAAUAUUCAGAUGAUAGACACGGUACAAGUUUAAUAACAAUCUUUCGUGAAAAUGUCGUAUUUACGUAUGUACUUUUAGACAACAAUGU
This is a messenger RNA of Colletes gigas, 5121 nucleotides long. It is a transcript of the gene Aasdh, whose product is annotated as beta-alanine-activating enzyme. Gene Ontology annotation, biological process: amino acid activation for nonribosomal peptide biosynthetic process. The transcript is spliced from 6 exons. Bases 728 to 3925 code for a protein of 1065 amino acids. Lineage: Eukaryota; Metazoa; Arthropoda; Insecta; Hymenoptera; Colletidae. The record is from RefSeq and is a predicted model, not a curated record. Gene Ontology annotation, molecular function: protein binding.